AUGGCGGAAUCGAAGAGGUAUGCAGUUGUGACAGGGUCCAACAAAGGCAUAGGAUUUGAGAUUGUGAGGCAAUUAGCUUCUCAUGGAAUCACUGUGGUGUUGACAGCUAGAGAUGAGAAAAGGGGUCUUGAGGCUGUGCAGAAGCUGAAAGAAUCUGAUGGCUUUUCUGAUGAUAUUCUGCUUUUUCAUCAGCUUGAUGUGUCUGAUUCAUCCAGUGUUGCUUCCCUUGCUGAAUUCAUCAAGAAUAAAUUUGGAAGGCUUGAUAUCUUGGUGAAUAAUGCCGGAGUCGCUGGUGUGGAGGCAGAUGCUGAGGCAAUGAAGGCUGCUGCUGGUGGAGAGUCGCGAGAUCCUAAAUGGGAUAAAUGGGAUGCUCUGCAGAGUUCAUUGACUAAGACUUACGAGUCCACAGUACAAUGCUUUGAAAUAAACUAUUUUGGUACCAGAAGAAUGAUUGAAGCCUUCAUACCACUUCUGCAGCGUUCUCAAUCACCAAUAGUUGUCAAUGUUUCCUCUACUGUUGGAUUGCUAAAGAAUGUAAACAACGAAUGGGCUAAAGGGAUACUAAGUGAUGUCGACAACCUUACAGAAGAGAGAGUUGACGAGGUGGUGAAUGCAUUUUUGAAAGACUUCAAGGAAGGCAACAUAGAGGCCAAUGGCUGGCCUGCGACAUUUUCAGCUUAUACAGUGUCGAAAGUAAUCGUGAAUGCAUACACUAGAGUUGCGGCCAAGAAGCAUAAAGACAUCAAGAUCAAUUGCGUCUGUCCUGGUUACAUAAAAACUGACUUAAACUUCCAGACAGGCAUGCUAACUCCAGCAGAAGGUGCGGAAAGUAUUGUGAGGCUUGCUUUGCUGCCUGAAGAUGGCCCUUCCGUAGUGACAGGGGCAAACAAAGGGAUAGGACUUGAAGUAGUGAGGCAAUUAGCUUAUAAUGGAAUCACUGCGGUAUUAACUGCAAGAGAUGAGAAGAGGGGACAUGAUGCUCUUAAGAAGCUUAAAGAAUCUGGUAAUCUUUCUGGUGAUGUGAUAUUUCAUCAGCUUGAUGUGGCAGAUUCAUCUAGUGUUGCUUCUCUAGCCGAAUUCAUCAAAGCUCAGUUUGGAAGGCUUGAUAUCUUGGUAAAUAAUGCAGGAGUGCUCGGCGUUGUUACAGAUGGCGAUGGCUUUACAACUGUUGUAAGAGCGGCUUUAGGAGAAAUGGACGGAUCUAAAAUUAAUUGGGAUGAGGUGAUGACUCAAACAUAUGAGUUAGCAGUGAACUGCAUGCGAACCAACUAUUAUGGUGCAAAAAGAAUGAUUGAAGCCUUCAUCCCACUUCUCCAAUUAUCUCAAUCACCAAGGAUUGUCAAUGUUUCCUCAGAAGCAGGGAUACUAAAGCAGAACGUAGUGUUAACUAAUCUAAACAAAUCCACACUGCAAAAAGAGAGAGUGAAUGAGGUGGUGCAUGAAUUUCUAAAGGACUUCAAAGAAGCAGCGAUGAAUGCAUACACAAGAAUUGUGGCAAAAAAGCAACCAAACAUGAAGAAGAAGAAGACUGUAAAGAUUUAUCAAAGGAUAGGAUUUGAGGUUGUGAGGCAGUUAGCCUCUCAAGAAAUCACUGUGGUACUAACUGCAAGAGAUGAGAAGAGAGGACUUGAUGCCCUUCACAAGCUCAAAGAAUCUAGUGAUCAUUCUGGUGAUAUAAUUUUUCAUCAGCUAGAUGUGGCAGAUUCGUCUAGUGUUGCUUCACUUGCCGAAUUCAUCAAAGCUCAGUUCGGACGGCUUGAUAUCUUGGUGAACAAUGCUGGAUUCAUUGGAGUUAUUACAGAUGGCAAUUCUUUUACAACAGCCAGGAGAAUUCAUGCCGGAGAAAUAGACGGAGCUCGAGUUAAUUGGGACCAGAUGAUGUCUCAAACAUAUGAGUUAGCAGUGAACUGCAUGCAAACCAACUACUAUGGCGCAAGAAGAAUGAUUGAAGCCUUGAUCCCAUUUCUCCAGUUAUCUCAAUCACCAAGAAUUGUCAAUGUUUCCUCAGUGCUGGGGAAACUAGAGAUUAUACCAAGCGAAAGGGCGAAAGGGAUAUUAAGCAACGAAAACCUUACAGAAGAGAGCGUGGACGAGGUGGUGAACGAGUUUCUGAAAGAAUUCAGAGAAGGUUCCCUGGAAUCAAAAGGAUGGCCCUAUUCGGCUUACAGCGUGUCGAAAGCGGCCCUGAAUGCAUACACAAGAAUCGUGGCGAAAAAGCAACCGAAAAUGAAGGUGAAUUGCCUCUGUCCUGGUUAUGUCAGAACUGAUCUGACCUUCCACACAGGCAUAUUGACUGCAGAAGAAGGUGCUGAAAGGAUUGUGAGGCUGGUUCAGUUGCCUGAUGAUGGUCCUUCGGGCUUGUUUUUCAUUCACGGAGAAGUCUCAUCCUUCUAA
This is a messenger RNA of Oldenlandia corymbosa var. corymbosa, 2394 nucleotides long. NCBI's taxonomy places the organism in Eukaryota, Viridiplantae, Streptophyta, Magnoliopsida, Gentianales, Rubiaceae. The record is from the annotation of a GenBank genome assembly.